AUGAUUGAUGAGGUUGAAGAUGUUAGAAUUCCAUCGUACCAGACCUUCGAAUCACUUUCACUUGUUAAAAGUCAACGUGAAGAUAGUCACCUAGGUCAAGGUCGUGUUAUGUAUUUUGGGGAAGACCUUAUUCAUUCAGUUCCCUUAGUGGCAUCGAAAAGAUCCAAGAAAAUACCUCGUAGUUCUGAAUCAUCAAGGGUUCAUGGAUUUUCAUCGCCUGAUUCAUCCUGGGCAUCUCCUGAUACAUCGGAAUCUGGUGUAAUUAACUCAGCAAAAAACAACCAGUCCUUGCAGCCGCCUUCUGCCUUCUUUACUGAUGAAAUGACACCAGAGUUUGCAUUUACUCAAUACCAGCGGCGGUCGGAAGACCAAGCCUGCCAGGUCUGUGGGCAACCUUCUGUUGGAUUUCACCACCGCGCCUAUGUUUGUGAGGCGUGCAAGAAGUUUUUCACUCGCCAUCUGACUAAUCGGAUUAAGAAGGACAAGUCGACCAAUGGAGAAGGCGAAUCCGCGAAGGCUUCUACUCAGAGAGUCGAAAUUUAUCCGGAUCUGAACGUUGUUUGCCCGAUGGGUGGUAAUUGCAAAAUUGAGGGACCUGGCCGGGGCAAAUGUCCACAUUGUCGCUUUCGAAAAUGUCUUGAUCUUGGCAUGAGUCUCACGCCCCCAGGUGGAGAGAUCGGUUGUGACGUCUCCAAGAUUCCAUGUAGAGUGUGUGGUGGGCCCUCCUCCGGUUUUCACUUUGGUGCCCUGACCUGUGAGGGCUGCAAGGGUUUUUUCCGACGAACGGUCCAUUCAAACAGCAUCCCACAAUGCUUGGGCAACCAGACUUGUCGCAUCACGCCCUCUAAUCGCAAUAUGUGCAAGAGUUGUCGCUUUAAAAAGUGCCUCGAGGUGGGAAUGUCUCAAAAACGGAGUCGCGUUGGUCGACAGCCGAAUGCUAUAAAAUACUACUGCGUACGAGAGAUCUCUCAGCGAGAGCUGAAUGGCAGACUUCCGUCCCCGGCUGGCUCGUCGCCAUCAAGGGGACCUUCGACUCAAAAUAACCAUGUUGGAGAUCCUGCGCCGUCUUCUCCGAGGCGGCGUCAGACCGCGCUCCCACUAGCAACUGCUGGUGCUCUUAAAAGAUCUCUCAGCACCCUUGAGGCGGUCGAUGUGGCAGUGGUACCAACGGCCACCGCCACGGCCUCAGCAGCAGGUUCGGUAUCAUUGACAGUCGACUUAGUUAACGCUACUGACGGAGAGGGAACCAGGAGUCGAGCGUCUACUCUCAGUGCCUCCUCGGGCGUUUCAUCCUCUAGCGUAGCCUUUCAGAACCCUCUGGAUGCUCAACAGACCUCUCCCGUCGUUUCAUCUGCCUCCUCCCUUAAGAGACUUAAGGUUGAGGAUGCUCAAGAAUACGAUGCUGGGACAGACAUGGUCGGCAGCAGUUUUUGUCAGCAACUUGCUUCUGUAUCUGUUGCAAGUUCGCUUGCUAAUCAUUUUCUUCUAAAUCCCCAAUUCGCGAGUGGAAGCUGUUCCUCUCAGCUCCAUCACUCUCAGCCCACUCCAACUGCGGAGUUUUUAAGCCAAUUAGCAAAGCAUCAUCCUACAAUGGUGGCAGCGGCGGCAGCAAGUCUCCUUUGGGGCAAUCCGCCCAAUGGACCCGUGUUCGAGUCUGAGCACAUCCAAACCGCGGGGCUCCCAUCAACUCAACUCUCGUGCUACUCCUCUUCCCCCAGAUUCCAUUCUCAUCAGCACCCUGCACCGUCGCCGGCCCUUUCGACUACUUUUCAACCUGUUGACAUGGUGGUGCAUCAGCCAGAUCCGUCCGGAUGCGUGCCUUCGUGCCUUGGACCCCCAGUGGCAGUUGCUAAGCCGCACGACCAGCCGGGGAACCAGUGUCUCCAUGAUGAUGUUAUUCGAGAGGGUUCUGAGGCCGCCUCGUCCCUGGAGGAGAGCAUUCGAACGAAUGUGUUUGUAACUCUUGCGGAGUUUACUCAGGGAAUCGAACGAGCCACUGAUUUUCUGCGAUCUGAACGCAUGCGGUUAAAACGGAUACGGAACGAUCCCCAGCCCAGAUUCACCAACUUUGAUACCAUUGAACGAGUCUGGUCCCAAAUGAUGCGGCAGUUCGUUUCACACACCAGAAUGGUCGUUGAUUUCUCGAAACUCAUCGCGGGUUUCAAUCGGCUGGGCAUCAAUGACAGAAGACAAUUGAUUCGCGCCGCCAUGUAUCCCAUUAUGCUGAUAGAACUGAGUAGGGACUUUCAGAACAAUGGCAGUCUCUCCUACAACUAUUUUGAUUUUCUGUGCGAUGUGUCAUCCACCUUGGCCGGAUUAUUGGACAUCGGCCAAGCCCAUUUUGCGGCUACUGCACGCCGACUGUCGCGCAAUGCCAAUCGGGCAGCGGGUAGCAAGCAGCGAACAAUGCAAACUGCUAUCUUGUCCUCUUCCCUUUCCAAAGUACCACUCUUAAACAAAAACGAAUUGGAAGAUCCAGCCUCUUGUGAGCACCUCUUCCUUCUGUCCAUGCAAGCACUGGUGAACCAUGAACAUCUGAAAUCAAAAUCGGAUGCAGCAAGCGAACGUUUGACAACAUUUACGCAACUCUUGCCAAUGCUGAAUCAGUUGAAUAUAGAACAUCAUGAAGUGUUGAGCCAAAUUCGUCUGCGAUACCCUCACCUCGUCUUCCCUGAGCUCUAUGUCGAGAUGUUCGCCAUUGGGACCGAUAAGCCACCGCACUUCUUUCAGAACGAUUCCAACGGGAAUGACUUGUGA
This is a messenger RNA of Hydatigera taeniaeformis, 2757 nucleotides long. NCBI's taxonomy places the organism in Eukaryota, Metazoa, Platyhelminthes, Cestoda, Cyclophyllidea, Taeniidae. The record is from the annotation of a GenBank genome assembly.